CGGGCGCCCAGACCUGCAGGAGGCGUCGCACGCGCGGCGGGUCUCGGGACCGGGCUCUCUGGCCGGCUCGCCUUGCCCUCCGGUGAUCAUCCGGUUCGGUCCAUAACCCUGCCUUUCUCGGCGGAGACGGGCGCAUCCGAGAGGAGCCCGCGGUGUCGUGUGCGUGUGGAGUAUCUGCAGACAUGACUGCGUGGAGGAGACUCAAGUCGCUGCUCCGGCUCCUGGCGCUGCUGACUCUGUGCGCCGGGCUCCACACUGCAGCUAAGGGGCAGAACUGUGGAGGCUUAGUCCAGGGUCCCAACGGCACCAUCGAGAGCCCAGGGUUUCCGCACGGUUAUCCCAACUAUGCUAACUGCACCUGGAUCAUUAUCACAGGAGAACGCAAUAGGAUACAAUUGUCAUUUCAUACCUUUGCUCUGGAAGAAGAUUUUGAUAUUUUAUCAGUUUACGAUGGACAACCCCAACAAGGGAAUUUAAAAGUGAG
Molecule: messenger RNA, 484 nt
Organism: Carlito syrichta (Philippine tarsier)
Lineage: Eukaryota; Metazoa; Chordata; Mammalia; Primates; Tarsiidae
Product: CUB and sushi domain-containing protein 1-like
Exons: 2
Source: RefSeq, a predicted model, not a curated record